Vespula pensylvanica (western yellowjacket) is the source of this 1644-nucleotide messenger RNA. RefSeq names its product adenosylhomocysteinase (gene Ahcy). The record is from RefSeq and is a predicted model, not a curated record. The transcript is spliced from 7 exons. The coding region runs from base 364 to 1581 and encodes 405 amino acids. Gene Ontology annotation, biological process: L-methionine cycle. Gene Ontology annotation, molecular function: adenosylhomocysteinase activity. NCBI's taxonomy places the organism in Eukaryota, Metazoa, Arthropoda, Insecta, Hymenoptera, Vespidae. Gene Ontology annotation, cellular component: cytosol.
UUGGUAUAAUAUAAUUGGCUUGAAUGUAUGGUAACGAAUUCCACGAAGGUAGUAGAGAAGGGGAAAACUGAAAUUAUUCGAUCGUGUGUGGCAGUAUGGAAUGGUGUGCGAUAGACUCAAGUUUAGUUAAUUUUACUACGAUUUAUUAUUAAUAUUUCGUAUUUUUAAUAAAUUGAUUAUCGUAUUAAUUGUUCAUAAUUAUUCGUCUCGUUGAUUAGUCGAGUUUUCAGAUUUUGAAAAAACAUGUCUUCAAAGCCUGCUUACAAAAUUGAUAUAUAAAAGAAAUGGAAAUUUUUGCUUUGUAAAUCUGAUAUAUCUUUGGCUGAAUGGGGUAGAAAAGAGAUAACUCUAGCAGAAAAUGAAAUGCCUGGUCUUAUAGCAAUAAGACAAAAAUAUGGUCCAUCUAAAGUACUGCAAGGAGCUCGUAUUGCUGGUUGUCUUCAUAUGACUGUGCAAACUGCUGUUCUUAUUGAAACUUUAAUAGAGCUUGGAGCAAAGGUACAAUGGUCAUCUUGUAACAUCUUUAGUACACAAGACCAUGCAGCCGCUGCUAUAGCAAAAAUUGGAGUACCUGUUUAUGCAUGGAAGGGUGAAACAGACGAAGAGUAUUUAUGGUGUAUAGAACAGACCUUGAUGUUUGAUGAUAACAAACCUUUAAAUCUAAUCCUUGACGAUGGUGGUGAUCUUACAAAUCUUGUACAUACUAAAUUUCCACAAUAUUUAAAAGAUUGUCGGGGUAUAUCAGAGGAAACGACAACUGGGGUACAUAAUCUUUAUCGUAUGAUGAAGGAGGGAACCCUCAAGGUGCCUGCAAUAAAUGUUAACGAUUCUGUUACAAAGAGCAAGUUUGAUAAUUUAUAUGGAUGUAGAGAAUCUUUGAUUGAUGGUAUUAAAAGAGCAACUGAUGUUAUGAUCGCUGGAAAAGUGUGUGUGGUAGCAGGAUAUGGAGAUGUUGGUAAAGGAUGUGCACAAAGUCUUAGAGCAUUAGGUGGCCGCGUUGUUAUUACAGAAAUAGAUCCUAUAAAUGCAUUACAAGCAGCCAUGGAAGGAUAUCAAGUAACUACAAUGACAGAAGCAUCAACAGUAGGUCAAAUUUAUGUCACUACUACAGGAUGUAAAGAUAUAAUUUUAGGUGAACACUUUUUAAACAUGCCAAAUGAUUCUAUUGUUUGUAAUAUUGGACAUUUCGAUUGUGAAAUAGAUGUUGCAUGGUUAGAAAAAAAUGCAGUUAACAAAGUUAAUAUUAAGCCUCAAGUGGACAGAUAUACUUUAAAAAAUAAUAGACAUAUCAUUCUACUCGCAGAAGGUCGUUUGGUUAAUUUGGGAUGUGCCACGGGACAUUCUAGUUUUGUCAUGAGUAAUUCUUUUACAAAUCAAGUAUUAGCACAGAUUGAAUUAUGGAAUAAAUCUGGAUCCUAUACCAUAGGCGUCCAUAUGUUACCAAAGAAAUUAGAUGAAGAAGUUGCAGCACUACAUCUCAAUCACCUUGGUGUAAAAUUAACCGAAUUGACAGCAGAACAAUCUAAAUACCUUGAUGUUCCUAUAGAAGGUCCUUAUAAGCCCAACCAUUACAGAUACUAGCCAUUUUGUAAACAUUCUCUAUGUAUUUGGAUAAAGACAAUAAAACAACAUAUUAAUAUCUUA